UAUUGGCAAAGAGAGAGAAAUGGGGAUUCGUUUUCUCAGGUUGCAGGAAAAUGCCAGCUUCUUUCUAGUGAAGUAAUAAGGGAAGAGGACCUUGUUUGUUUCCAGUUAGGGGAAAAAGUGUGUGUCACACUUAAUCCUUAUUUUACCUCUUCUAAAAGCCCAAGAUAUUUUUUCUUUAAAAAAUUCUCCCAAUCAUUCAACUCUUAAACGGGAGAGCUGGGAUUCCAACCAGGCACAGCUAACUCCAAAAGUCAUGCCAGAUAGGGAAGAGUUUCCUGGAAUGAACUCAUUUGCUCCUCAAGCUGCUUUGCGUGGCCCUUUGCAUCUACCUCCUACCAAUUUCAUCCCUGGCUCUUGUCAAUACUCACAGAAAUUGAAAGAAAUUGUGUCCUUCAGACACAAACCUCCUUGCUCUUUCUUGUUUCAAUUCUCUACCUGGAACACAUUUCCCUAGCACCUUCCUUGAGUCUUUUUGAAGGUGUAAUUCUUUUAGUCUGCCAAAUUUUUAACCAAAUGGCGUUUGAUAUGGCUGAUUCCUAACACCUGGGCACUGAAAUGACAACCUGAAGAUCUCCUUGUUUCAAUAUGCAUUUUGGUGACUACUGUGUCUGUAGUGGCUGUUUUGAUACAUUCAAUCUAUGUGAGGUGCUGUGGCACCGUGCUGAGCGGGAAUGUGGUUUUGCUCGUGGGUUGGAGAGCCAGUUGGCAGAAGUUUAGGUGUUUUCAGACAACUACCUACCUCAGUCUGUGUUUCUGGACAUUAGAUAAGAAAACGUGAGCUAAGCAGAGGUAAGGGUGGGGGUCCGAAAGCGACGGAAGCUGCAGCUGGAAGUGGGCGAGGGGAGAGCCGGCGCGGACUCCGACGUCACUGUGGCGCGCCGCUUCCGGUCUCCAGCGCCAAAGCGAAUGACUUCCCCCUCUGUGGGGCCGGAGCGGGGCUUGCUGCGACCCCACGGAGCCCGCGAUCGUGCUUCCCCAGCCAGCGAAUCCGCCAGCACCAGCGUCCCACCGGCGCCUGGGACCAUGGCCACCGACUCAUGGGCCCUGGCGGUGGAUGAACAGGAGGCAGCGGCCGAGUCGUUGAGCAACUUGCAUCUUAAGGAAGAGAAAAUCAAACCAGAUGCCAAUGGUGCUGUUGUCAAGACCAAUGCUAAUUCAGAGAAGGCAGAUGAAGAAGAGAAAGAAGACAGAGCUGCCCAGUCUUUACUCAACAAGCUGAUCAGAAGCAACCUUGUUGAUAACACGAACCAAGUGGAAGUCCUGCAGCGGGACCCAAAUUCCCCGCUCUACUCUGUGAAGUCCUUUGAGGAGCUUCGGCUGAAACCACAGCUUCUCCAGGGAGUCUAUGCCAUGGGCUUCAACCGUCCAUCCAAGAUACAAGAGAAUGCAUUGCCUUUGAUGCUUGCUGAGCCCCCACAGAACUUAAUUGCCCAGUCUCAGUCUGGCACUGGUAAAACAGCUGCCUUCGUGUUGGCCAUGCUCAGCCAAGUAGAACCUGCAAAUAGAUACCCCCAGUGUCUGUGCCUCUCCCCAACUUAUGAGCUCGCCCUGCAAACAGGAAAAGUGAUUGAACAGAUGGGCAAAUUUUACCCUGAACUGAAGCUAGCUUAUGCUGUCCGAGGCAAUAAAUUGGAAAGAGGUCAGAAGAUCAGUGAACACAUUGUCAUUGGCACCCCUGGGACUGUUCUGGACUGGUGCUCCAAGCUCAAGUUCAUUGACCCUAAGAAGAUCAAGGUGUUUGUUCUGGAUGAGGCUGACGUGAUGAUAGCUACUCAGGGCCACCAAGACCAGAGCAUCCGCAUCCAGAGGAUGCUGCCCAGGAACUGCCAGAUGCUGCUUUUCUCUGCCACCUUUGAAGACUCUGUAUGGAAAUUUGCCCAGAAAGUGGUCCCAGACCCAAACAUUAUCAAACUGAAGCGUGAGGAGGAGACGUUGGACACCAUCAAGCAGUAUUACGUCCUGUGCAAUAACAGAGAUGAGAAGUUCCAGGCCUUGUGUAACCUCUACGGGGCCAUCACCAUUGCUCAGGCCAUGAUCUUCUGCCACACCCGCAAAACGGCUAGUUGGCUGGCAGCAGAGCUCUCCAAAGAAGGCCACCAGGUGGCUCUGCUGAGCGGCGAGAUGAUGGUGGAGCAGAGGGCUGCGGUGAUCGAGCGCUUCCGAGAGGGCAAAGAGAAGGUGCUGGUGACCACCAACGUGUGUGCCCGCGGUAUUGAUGUUGAACAGGUAUCUGUCUCUCAUACACAGCAUGUAGGAUUUCAGGCCUGUCGCCUUUGCAAGCAGGGACUUGGCCCCUCUUCAUCAACUUGUAGAUUUCAGGGGUCUACAGGUUUUUCUUGGUCUUAGGCAUAGAUGUCAGGU
This is a messenger RNA of Prionailurus viverrinus (fishing cat), 2361 nucleotides long. RefSeq names its product DEAD-box helicase 19B (gene DDX19B). Bases 907 to 2346 code for a protein of 479 amino acids. The transcript is spliced from 12 exons. Gene Ontology annotation, cellular component: nucleus; cytoplasmic stress granule. The record is from RefSeq and is a predicted model, not a curated record. NCBI's taxonomy places the organism in Eukaryota, Metazoa, Chordata, Mammalia, Carnivora, Felidae. Gene Ontology annotation, molecular function: RNA helicase activity; RNA binding; ATP binding. Gene Ontology annotation, biological process: poly(A)+ mRNA export from nucleus.